Molecule: messenger RNA, 2646 nt
Organism: Thalassophryne amazonica
Lineage: Eukaryota; Metazoa; Chordata; Actinopteri; Batrachoidiformes; Batrachoididae
Product: probable ubiquitin-conjugating enzyme E2 W-B
Source: RefSeq, a predicted model, not a curated record
GCUGCUGUCAAAACAAGUGUAGCACGUGACUUGGUCUCGGUGACGUAGUUCUCCGCUCUGCGGAUGCGGGGGGUUCCAUCAUGGCGUCGAUGCACAAAAGACUACAAAAGGAAUUAUUAGCCCUGCAAAAUGAUCCACCCCCAGGAAUGACGCUGAAUGAGAAAAGUGUACAGAACACCAUUACGCAGUGGAUUGUAGACAUGGAGGGAGCACCAGGCACACUAUAUGAAGGAGAGAAGUUUCAGUUGCUUUUCAAAUUCAGUGGUCGAUACCCUUUUGACUCACCUCAGGUAAUGUUCACUGGAGAGAAUAUUCCUGUCCACCCCCAUGUGUAUAGCAAUGGUCAUAUCUGUCUGUCUAUUCUAACGGAGGAUUGGUCACCAGCCCUCUCAGUGCAAUCAUUUGUCUUAAGCAUUAUCAGCAUGUUGUCCAGCUGCAAAGAAAAGAGGCGACCGCCUGAUAACUCUUUUUAUGUAAGAACAUGUAACAAAAAUCCAAAGAAGACAAAAUGGUGGUAUCAUGAUGUAUACAUGCUAAUGUACAAACUUUAUAAUCCUGGAAGGAAAAGUCCUACUGACCUACAUUGAAGCACUUUUUAAUCGUUCAGUUCUUUGAACUCUGACCUUUGACUGGAACAGUGGACACCAUGCGAUGGAGGAUCUUUGAGUUUCUUUGUGGACCGGGUGGAAGCAUGUCUCAUUCAUUUUUCACGUAGGGAAGGUAAACAAUGGAACAUUUGAUGCACCCAAGAUGGAUUGUUGGGUAAGACUGUAGCUAUGGAGCAAACAAACGAUUUGUAGUGAGUUAAUGAAUCCUCCCCCCCCCUCCAUUUUAAGAUAUUUCAUGUUUGUGGUUGCAUUUGAGGGUCCAUGUUUUGUGCAAUACUAACUGAUGGAUGCAUGCUUGGCCUACAGAGAGAAACUUUAAAUCUAUUCAUUUUCUGGAAGAGACGAGACAUAUGCCAAGAACGUGUUUCAUCGGUUUGAAUUAAAAAAUUUUGAUACUUGUAUGCAAUGUGAAGUAUAUUUAAAUGGCACUAUUAGUACAUUGUUCCAACUUAGAAUACGUAAGAAGUCCUCCACUUAUUUAUCAGGUCAAAGGCUUUUAAUUUGUAAUAACUCUAUAGUUUUUCUUCACCUUCCACUUGAGACCUGGUUGCAGUUCUUCCUGCUUUUUAGAAAGUCAGUUACGGGUGGGGAUGAGACGGAUGCGAUGAUGGAUGUAGGUCAGCUGAUGACCUUGGUGCACAGCUCCUUGUAAAGCUGCACUGAACUCAUGUAGAGUUUAGAAUUAUUCUUGACAAUGAGCAGCGGCCUCUCUUCAUUUAACAAAUGUCUAUGAGCAUGGUGUCACAUGAUCCAUUUUUAUUUGUAUCAUAUGAUUUUGAUUUUAUGCUUUGAUAAUCUAAAUGUUUUUUGAGCGUUUAGAGUUCUUUUGUACUUUUUUUUUAACUAGCUGAUACUUGAAAAGGGGUGUGUCAUUUGACAGGUCAGUAUGUUUUGUCUUUUUUUUGUUUGGUAUUUAAUUCUUUGAUCUCCACAAAGGUAGUGACGGUGAAUGAUGACAAGUCUUUCUAGAAGUUGUAAAGACAAGGCUUUUGUGAUUCUUGCCCUGGACAGAGUUUUGGCUCAGGUACUUUUUUCAAUAAAGAGAUUGCCUCUUAAAAAAAAAAAAAAAAAAAAAAAAAAAAAAAAACACCCCAACAGAUAUUUUAAAUUUAACUAUAUUUUCACCAAAUGAGACUGUUAUGUUGUAAAAUUAUAACAUGUCUGAGACUCUUGUACAUAACUCUUUAAACUGUUGAUGUGGAAGAAAUUGGCGGAGGAUGUUUGCUUAUUGCAGAAGAACUGAUGUGCUUUUGAUAAUUAGGAUGUGUAUAGUCUGCAGCGUUACUGUUGGUAACAGUUUAGUUCUACAGUGGCAGUGCAUGAAAUUUUAAAACCUUUUUUUUUUUUCUUUCUUUCUUUCUUUUUGGCAUCAGGCAUUGUUCAGUAAUGGCUUAUGGGCUGAUAAUGCAAACACCAUCUCCGGAGAUUCUUUGUCUUUUCAGACUGUAAUCACUCCAUUCCCAAUGAAAAGUGAAUCCCCAUCCACUCAGAUACUUGAAUUGUGUUGGUUUUAUUGCACUCCCCCCCUUUCCUCCCAGGGUCCAGCUGAGUUGCUUUGAAUAUCUAUACCAGAUCUAUAUGAUCUAUACCAAAUCGAUUACUUUACCGUAGCACACUGCUAUCUCAGAACUGUACUGAUAAAGGAAUCUAUUUAAGCAGGUUUUUUGGUUUGUUUUUAAGCUUCAUGGUGAUGGUUUGUUUGCUGUCACCGUGCUGCAGCACAACAGCAGGACUGAGUGUCUAAAUGCAGUUAGAAUGGCAUGUGUGCGAGGACAAAAAGCCUUCACGUGUUGGACAUUAGUUCAACUGAGAUAUGAAAUACUUAAGUGAAGAAGUUACAAUAGUUUGAAUGAGUCGCUUUUUUCUUUUCCUUUUCUAUGUGGAUUUUGCUUUCAGUUUGUGAGUGAUCAACACUUAUGAGGGUGUGUUAUUUAUUUUUGAAUAUCUGGGAUGUGUGAGCUCAUUGUAAUAGGUGCUUGUUCAUUUUAGUAAUCUAUAAUAAUAAUAAUAAUAAAAGCAAAGCUUCACUUUUAUGGAU